UUGGAAAGUGAUCCAAUGCGACUAAGGCAAUAUAAGCGAAGCAGUAGUGCAGUGUGUGAAAUAGUAUUGAAAAACUCCACAGGCCAGGAAAGACUAAACGGUUUGGCGUUAAUAUCAAUCCGCCGCAGAAUUGACAUCGAAACCGAGGAGGUAAUUGAUUUGUUCACUGCAAAGAAAGCUAGAGGACUAAAUUUAAUUUUGUAA
This is a messenger RNA of Parnassius mnemosyne (clouded apollo), 204 nucleotides long. NCBI's taxonomy places the organism in Eukaryota, Metazoa, Arthropoda, Insecta, Lepidoptera, Papilionidae. The record is from the annotation of a GenBank genome assembly.